Molecule: messenger RNA, 175 nt
Organism: Ilex paraguariensis (yerba mate)
Lineage: Eukaryota; Viridiplantae; Streptophyta; Magnoliopsida; Aquifoliales; Aquifoliaceae
Source: the annotation of a GenBank genome assembly
GGAAGCACAAGUAGGCGAGAAUGAGAGCAAAAAUGAGGGGGCCGAGCUCCCGACCCCUCAUGGUUCUCUAUUGCCAAGCAACCGAGGACCUCUGCUGAGCGACGUCACACCAUUGCUCCAACAAAGGCGUGAUAGGGGGCAACAACCCAGACCGAGCAAAGAUAAAAGCAAGUAA